Molecule: messenger RNA, 780 nt
Organism: Epinephelus fuscoguttatus (brown-marbled grouper)
Lineage: Eukaryota; Metazoa; Chordata; Actinopteri; Perciformes; Serranidae
Gene: tppp2
Product: tubulin polymerization-promoting protein family member 2
Exons: 4
Coding region: 122-658 (178 amino acids)
Biological process (GO): positive regulation of protein polymerization; microtubule bundle formation; microtubule polymerization
Cellular component (GO): microtubule
Molecular function (GO): tubulin binding
Source: RefSeq, a predicted model, not a curated record
AAGCCUGGGAGUGGCAGGAAGGAGGAGAGGCAGAGGAGAAAGACGAAGAGGUCAAGCAGCUGUACGUGAAUCAGGAUUUCCCUGAGUAUUUACACAGCAUCCUUCCAUUUACGGCAGCAGUAUGGCUGAGGGCUCAGUGUCUCUGGCAGAGGUGGAGACCUCCUUCCAGAAGUUUGCAGUCCAUGGUGACACUAAGGCCACAGGGAAGGAGAUGAACGGCAAGAACUUCGCUAAGCUCUGCAAGGACUGCAACAUCAUCGACGGCAAGAACGUCACCACUACAGAUGUUGACAUUGUUUUCAGCAAAGUCAAGGCAAAGUCGGCUCGUGUAAUCACAUUUGAGCAGUUCAGCCAGGCCCUGACAGAGUUGGCUCCCAAACGAUUCAAAGGCAAAAGCAAAGACGAGUCGCUUCAGCAGCUCUAUGGUCUCAUUGUUGGUAAGGAGCCUGCCAACGUUGGAAUCACUAAAGUAGCAAAGGCAGCAGCAGUGGACAGACUGACCGAUACCACCAAAUACACUGGAGCGCACAAGGAGCGGUUCGACGAGUCAGGCAAAGGAAAAGGAAAGGCCGGACGCGAGGACAUCCCCGACAACAGUGGCUACGUGGGAGCUUACAAGGGCAGUGGCACUUAUGACCAAAAAGUGAAAGAAGCAUAAUUCUGACAGAGUAUGAAACCUUGUUUUAGUAACUUAAAUUAAGCGUGUUAAAAAGCAACAUGAUUAAAUUGGCUACUAUAUUUUUCAAGACAAAACUAAUGUUCUGCAUAAUGUCUCGUGGG